Messenger RNA from Mizuhopecten yessoensis (Yesso scallop), 978 nucleotides. Its product is annotated as putative sodium-dependent excitatory amino acid transporter glt-6. Gene Ontology annotation, cellular component: plasma membrane. The record is from RefSeq and is a predicted model, not a curated record. The coding region runs from base 39 to 797 and encodes 252 amino acids. NCBI's taxonomy places the organism in Eukaryota, Metazoa, Mollusca, Bivalvia, Pectinida, Pectinidae. Gene Ontology annotation, molecular function: L-glutamate transmembrane transporter activity; neutral L-amino acid transmembrane transporter activity; glutamate:sodium symporter activity. The transcript is spliced from 6 exons. Gene Ontology annotation, biological process: L-glutamate transmembrane transport.
UCAUACCUGAGGUUUUUCUCUACCAUAGUAAGACUCCAAUGGCAGAGGUAGACGAAGCAGACGACAGCAUGCUUGGCAAAACGAAGAUCUCGCCCCUAAGACGAUGGAUCAACGAAAACUUCCUGCUAGUGCUCACUUCAGUAGGGAUCGUCUUCGGUUUCAUUUUAGGAUUUGGGAUCCGAGAGGUGAACCCCUCUCCCGAGCUUCUGACGUGGAUAGGUAUGCCGGGGGAACUCUUUAUAAGGAUGUUAAAGUUGAUGAUUGUACCUCUCAUUGCCAGUAGCGUAAUUGCAGCAACUGCCUCACUGGACGCCAAGUCUAAUGGCCGGAUAAGUCUAGUGGCUUUUAUUUUCAUCACCGUAACAAAUGUCCUUGCAUGUGUCAUCGCCAUCGUCCUUGCCCUCAUAAUGAAACCAGGUGUUGGAGUGACUUUUGUGACAACAGAAACGAAAUCUACUGCUGUUGUGGAAACAUCGGAUGUUUUUGCAGAUUUACUUCGAAAUAUAAUGCCAGACAAUAUUGUGGAUAUGACGUUCCAACAAACAAUUACUCAAAAUGAAGUCACGUAUGAAACCUUAAUAAAGAAUACUACUAACGGCACUGUUAAGGAGACUGUUAAAAAACUGAACAAAACCGUCGGCAAAACGUCAGGCACUAACUUACUCGGUAUCAUUAUGACAUGUAUGCUGAUGGGAAUAGCUCUAAGCAAAGCAGACGAGAAAGGAAAACCAGUAUUAGACCUUUUUGAGUCGUUGGCAGACAUCUUUCUGACGAUACUGCGUUGGUUAUUGUGGUAAAUUGGCGUUAAACUUAUCAGAAGCAGACAAUUCGGCUACAUGUUUCAAGUUUAUUCAAUAUAGUACUUAUGUGUUUGUCAAUACAUACAAAGUACAUAAUUUAGAUGAACAAUUAAGCAAUAACUAUGCAAGAAAUACAACAUUUCUUGCUAACAAACACAAGUAAGGUAUUCCUUGCAAA